CUGUAAAAACAAAUGGCAGCCAUGCAAUAGCGUAUUACUCAGAUUGGUCAGUGUCACGAACAACACCAUCAUCUCCUCUGCUUCUUUUCUUCUCCGUUUUCUAUUUUCCCGGCGAUAUAUACGCGUUUCUUCGCCGGAGAUUCCGAUCAAAUGGCCGGCAAAAGCAAGAUCCUCAUCGUCGGAGGCACCGGAUACAUCGGAAAGUUCGUGGUGGAGGCGAGCGCCAAGGCCAGGCAUCCAACUCAUGUUCUAGUCCGAGAUUCCACUCUCUCCGAUCCGGCCAAGGCUCCGAUUAUCGACAAUUUCAAGAGCUUGGGAGUCAAUUUCGUCUCUGGCGAUUUGUACGAUCAUGAGAGUUUGGUAAAGGCGAUUAAGGAGGUGGAUGUGGUGAUUUCCAGCGUUGGUCAUGCUCUGUUGGCCGAUCAAGAUAAAAUUAUCUCUGCAAUCAAACAAGCCGGCAAUGUUAAGAGAUUUUUCCCUUCUGAGUUUGGGAAUGAUGUGGAUCGUGUGCACGCUGUUGAGCCAGCAAAAUCAGCCUUCGCCGUGAAAGCUGAAAUCCGGCGAGCUGUGGAGGCUGCAGGAAUUCCCUACACAUAUGUCUCCUCCAACUUCUUUGCUGGUUACUUUCUUCCCAAUUUGGCUCAGCCUGGAGCCUCCACUCCACCUACAGAUAAAGUUGUUAUCUUAGGGGAUGGAAAUCCCAAGGCAAUAUUCGACAAGGAAGAUGACAUUGCAACCUAUACAAUCAGAGCUGUGGAUGAUCCAAGAACUUUGAACAAAAUCCUCUACAUCAAACCUCCUGGAAACAUCUACUCUUUCAAUGAUCUUGUGGCCCUUUGGGAGAAAAAAAUUGGCAAAACCCUCGAGAAAAUCUAUGUUCCUGAGGAACAAGUGUUGAAGAACAUCCAAGAGGCUCCAAUUCCCUUGAAUGUGAUAUUAUCAAUUUCUCACUCAGUUUUUGUGAAGGGAGAUCAUACCAAUUUUGAUAUUGAACCAUCAUUUGGAGUGGAAGCCACCGAGCUGUAUCCAGAUGUUAAGUAUACAACUGUGGAUGAAUUUCUCAAUCGCUUUGUUUAAAAGCACUUUCUGGAGGGCAAAACCAAAAGGUUUAGUGAUGUGAUUUGACUUUGCCUUUUGUAUGUGUAUUACCUAUGUUGUUUGAAUUUGGCCUACAGGUUCUGUCUCUACUAAAUUCAGUGAGUUCAUUUGACUUUUAUUUAGCUUCAUGCUUAAUUUGUAUUUUUCCAAUAAAAAUAGGAACUUGUUUUCAGUA
Momordica charantia (bitter melon) is the source of this 1273-nucleotide messenger RNA. Its product is annotated as phenylcoumaran benzylic ether reductase Pyrc5. The record is from RefSeq and is a predicted model, not a curated record. NCBI's taxonomy places the organism in Eukaryota, Viridiplantae, Streptophyta, Magnoliopsida, Cucurbitales, Cucurbitaceae. Gene Ontology annotation, molecular function: oxidoreductase activity.